CCUGCCGCCUGCCACAUCUGGAGCCGCUUCCCAACACGAGAAACUUCAACUUUUGCUUUUUUACGCUGCGCAAAAACACUCAGGCGUUUGCGCGUAGUCUGUCCGUCAGGGCGAAUUUGGCUCUCUGUUGAUAGUAAGUAGAGAUUCUUGAAGCCAAGUUGGCGUUUCUGUCUUCUCUGAGCGUUUUUUAAACCCAUCACCAUUGGUAAACAGAGCCGAGUUUCAUACAUUCAGUUUGUUGUCGAAGUGACACGCUUGUUGCGCACGGUUCCUGGAAACAACACAGAUGAAACGUUUCCAUGUGAUGUUAAUUUAUAAAGAGUGGGUGGGGGGAAAAGGAGAGCACUGAGUUGCAAAUCACAUGUAUGAAAAGUUUGUAAUUUCACGCUCUGCUCUGUCACAAAGCUGCUCCUUUACUAAUAAAGCCUGUCUGAGAGCUGCUGGUUCACUGCGCGAUAUGCAUGAAGGCGUUGAUGGGGACGUGAGUCAGAGCAGGAAUGAAGCUGUGAAAUUCAACAGCGACUAGUGAUGGAGUGAUACAAUUUGGACUGCUCUUUUUUUUGUCUAACACUGAUCUAACGUUUGGACCAGAGGACUGGAAUAAGCCAUAAGGCGCACGGCUCCAUACUGAAGUGUUUAAGUUAGUCUGAGGGGAAAUUUAAAAGACCUAAAAAUACAGCGUUGGUUUCUUCCCUACAAAGAAUCAUUUGAACUUCCCACCGCAGAGCGAGAGCGACAUAAAUAGUUCUGACAUGUGGAUGUAAUUUCAGAAGAGGAAAAAAAGACAGAUGCAGAGAAAUAAAGCGCGCCGGCUGAGUCUGAGCAUAUAGUAGAUUAUAGGAAAUUAAACCGAGGGGGCAGAGCAGAGGCGAUUACUGAGUUAUGAUUUCACAAGCCGCCAUAAGCAUCGAGAGGCCAGAUGGAGUGAGAAAACACAACUCGCUCCACUUUGAAGAGAGUUAAGUAGAUUAAAUAAUUUAAUCUGAGCUUCAUCAGCAUCUGUUUGAGCCCCUGCAAGGAUUCUUGGAGAUAGAGCUGCCUCAGAUCAGGGAUGGGAUCCUCUGUGCUGCUCCACCACCUGGACUUCCUUCUCAUCUCACUGCUCAGCGGUUUCUGCCUGGUUUAUGCAGAUGACGUGCUGACAAAAGAGGAACAGAUUGGCCUGUUGUUCAAAGCCAAACGGAAAUGUGAAGGGAACAUCAGAUCAAAGCACAAGGUUCCUGACGGUUACUGCUCACCAGAAUGGGAUGGCAUUGUUUGCUGGCCUGAAGGGCCUCCUGGAAAGCUUGUAUCCACGGCCUGCCCAGAGUAUAUCUACGACUUCAACCAUAAAGGACUAGCAUACCGUCGGUGUGACAACAAUGGAACGUGGGAGCUGGCCACAGCCAACAAGACAUGGGCCAAUUAUAAUGAAUGUGCAAAAUUCCUCUACCAUUACAACCACAGCCAUGAAAAGGACGUCUUUCACCGUUUAUAUCUCAUCUACACCGUGGGCUACUCCAUCUCUUUGGGAUCACUCAUGGUGGCUGUCGUCAUCUUGGGAUAUUUUCGACGAUUACACUGCACCAGGAACUACAUCCACAUGCAUCUCUUUGUGUCCUACAUGCUCAGAGCUAUUAGUAUUUUUGUGAAAGAUGUCGUUCUCUACUCUGGAUCGGCGUUGGAGAACAUGGAAAGAGUCACAGUGGAAGACCUCAAGUCCAUUACUGAAGCUCCACCAGCCAACAAAACACAGUUUAUUAGCUGCAAGGUGGUCGUGACCUUGUUCAUGUACUUCCUGGCAACCAAUUACUACUGGAUUCUUGUGGAGGGCCUCUACCUCCACAGUCUCAUCUUUAUGACCUUCUUCUCAGACAGAAAGUAUCUAUGGGGAUUUACUCUGAUUGGAUGGGGAGUACCAGCAGUGUUUGUGACCAUUUGGGCAACUGUGAGAGCCACAUUUGCAGACACAGAGUGUUGGGACUUAAGUGCAGGCAAUUUGAAAUGGAUAUAUCAAGUGCCUAUCCUGGCUGCCGUAGUGGUUAACUUUUUGUUAUUUCUGAACAUCAUCAGAGUCUUGGCAACUAAACUACGAGAAACAAAUGCUGGAAGAUGUGACACAAGACAACAGUACAGAAAACUGUUGAAGUCCACGCUGGUGCUGAUGCCACUGUUUGGUGUCCACUACAUCAUAUUCAAUGCCAUGCCAUAUACAGAGGUAUCUGGAGUUCCCUGGUUGAUCCAGAUGCACUAUGAGAUGCUUUUCAACUCCUUCCAGGGAUUCUUAGUGGCAAUUAUCUACUGCUUUUGCAACGGAGAGGUGCAAGCUGAGAUCAAAAAGUCGUGGAGCAGGAGAACACUGGCUCUUGAUUUCAAAAGGAAAGCUCGAAGCGGCAGUAACACUUACAGCUAUGGACCUAUGGUAUCGCACACCAGUGUUACCAAUGUCACUGCCAGAGGACCGCUGACCCUUCACCUCACCACGAGGCUGGGACCGGUGCCUGUGAACGGACACAGGAACCUCCCCGGGUACGUUAAGAACGGCUCCGUCUCCGAGAACUCUAUACCUUCAUCAGGACAGGAGCUUCACAUUCCCGAAGAGGAGCAUUCUGCUCACCCACGGCCCUGUGAGGACCAGAAACCCUCUCCUGUGGUUGAAGAGGAGAGGGAGACGGUCAUGUGAGACCCAGGGCACUCUGCAUAGCGAUGUAAAGUGGAAAUAACAAAUCAUGAAACACUCUCAGGAUGGUUUGAAGGGGAAUGGCUGCAUGCAUCAACACUGCCAGUUUUUUCCUCCUGUGAACUGAGCCAGAACAUUGCCGACUGAUGAGGCUCAAAGCAAAAAGGGUGUAUCACUUUUGUGAGCUCAUUUGAGGGAUGAUGUUCCCCAUUUUUGUGGCAAUACUCUCAACUAUUCCACCAACCACCUGCCACAAGGAAUGUGUAAAAGGCUGAAAAUAGACUGCCGUUUCUCAUUUCUUCUCCACUGCCGUAAGUGUUGUCGUCUCGCCUUCUGUUUGCAGCGAAUAAGUCUUGUGGUCAUGUUUUGUGCAUAAAUUUACCUGCAGUUUGGUGGGUGCAGUAGAAGCUACCAGUACAAACAGCCUUAAUCACCUAUGUAAAGCCAGGUGGGUUUAGAAUGCACUUAAUGGCACAAAUGUGGACAAUUUCAUCAGCAAGUUUUGGAUAAAGUGCAGGCGUGGCCCAAAAAAAAUUAAAGCUACUAUUGUGAGGCAUCUGUUCAAGGUUUCUGGCAUGGUAUCUCAUUUGUUCUGCAUUGACUUAAAUCCACUUCAGUUUCAAAGGGAAGUUACUCAGGUAAUUGAAGUCCUCUGUUGUUGCACACCUGUUUUUAUACUUUUAAAGUGGUGUUUUAGCAUAGUUGCCAUCUCUCUCCAGAGGAUGCUUGUAUGUUAUAUAAGGCUGUGUUGAUUUUUUUUUCUUCAAAAGUGUUGUACAGUUUUUGCUGUUAGAACAACCCAGUAUUCAUCCCUCUAAUGACAACAGAUUUUAAAUGGUUAAAACUGAAUGUAUCAUAUUCCAUUUUUUUCCUCCAAAACCAUAUCUUAGCGCACACACACACAACCAAAGAACGCCAAAGUAAGAAUAUUUCUUUAAAGGCUGCCUUUCUCUGUGGGUUCAGUGUGAGCUGAGAUGGAAAGAAAAGGGGAAAAAAAAAAAUCAGUGUCUAACAUUCUUAACAAGUUCUCAAAAGAUGAGACCCCAUUUAAAACCACCGGGUGCCAGAAGCAGCCAUUUAUUCCAGUGGAAUUCCUAUUAAAUGGUGAAGAAUCCAAGAAAAUCCUACAUUCACUCAGAAUUCAAAGGUGACAUUUGUAAUGGCUAUUGAAACGAAUAACACAUGGUCCAAUGUUGUGCUGCUUUUUCAUGUAUAUACAUACAAGUCACAAUGUUUACAAAGGUCAGAAAUACAUUAUAAUUGUGAGCUAAAAGUGUUCAUGUGUAUAGAUAUGUUAUGAAGCUGUUUUAAUGUAUUUUUUUAAUGUGUUUGUUUAUGGAAUGUUGGAAAUAUUUGAUUAUGUACAUAGUCCCAAACAGAACUGUUGAGUAUAUUUCCAGGUGACGGAGGGCAUUCAUACGAGCAUUUAAUGAAGCAUUCCACAAAAUAUUUUAGACUCUGUAACUUGUAAUAUACUGCACUUAACCUGCACAUUUGGCAGGAUAGGUCGCAUUAUGUAUUAUACCAAAGACAAAGUUAUUUUGAAGAUUUUCUUUCAUCCAUCAUCUUGUUUACAGUAAACCAAAUCGUCUUAAAGUUUCAGUGAACGUGUGAACAGCGGAGAGGAAAAUGAGAAAACCAUUCAGCAGCUACGCAACAGUGGGCUCAGACCGUUAAUAUUAAGGGCAGUUUUGUUGCUUUAAAAUCCUCAAUUUGGAUUUUUGAAUUAGCUCAGUCUCAAGAUUGAAAUUUAGUUAUUGAUGUUGGUUAACUUGCUAAAAUUUCAGCUCAUAUUUGGGAAAAAAUUUUAUACAUCAGGAGCAACCACCGUUCAAUGCCGAGCUCUGUAAUCCCUUCUUCUGUCAUGCUGUUUUGGUCCCUUCACACCUACUGAGCAAUGCUCCCAAUCCCCUGUUUCCCAGUUUAACAGCACCUGUUGCUAAAUCCCUUAAGACGUGUGCAUUGACUGAUGUUUAGAACCUGACAUGUUCCAGUUUGUCCACACAAGUCUAGGCAGCAAUUAAUACUGAAUCUAAACAGGUAGAUGGCAUUAAACCUAAAUCAUGCUUCUGUUUCAGACAACCCUGCUUCUCCAUUUUCCCGUUCAGCAAGUGCUUAAAGGAUGGUCAGGCAAUAGUCUACAUUUUUCUUAUCACCAGUAAUCCCAGUGGAAAAACCAAAACCAACAAUGAUUUGGCAUAUAAGUAAUGUCUGAUGUAGCUUAUUCCCAUGUGAAAUGGAGCCCCGUUGUCAGAAACAUACUGAUGAGCCAUACAUACACUGGGUGACAUUUUUUUUUCUUUAGGAGAUUAUUUGUCUGUCGAGCAAACACCAAAUAAUCACAAACACAAGAAAUGUGCAAUCUAUAUAUGAAAAGAGACCCCAACACAUUCAAUGAUCAAUACUGUUUUGCCUUUUUUUCUAAAAAAAAAAAAAAAAGCAACACCCAGCUUUUGUUUGAAAUUUUGCAACCUUUUGUUCUGACAAAAGAUAAUGAGAUUAAAUCCUUGUAACUGAGGUUUAGCGAUUCAUAUCUCAAGUGGAAACACAUGGGCUCUGGCUGAGAGACAAAGAUAAAGAGGGUGAUGUCAUAAAGUAUCAGGAUGCCAGACUACCACAUUAUUUGCUCUUUCUGAAGAAUGAUAAAUAGAAAAUCACAGAAAUAUCCACAAUAAUUACCUAUACCAGACAACUUGCAACUGUUUCUGACAGUCGACUCGAACAUUCUCAUGGGGAUUGGCUGUGAUUGCGGUUGAAGGUUGAGUGGCUCGACUACAGCAGCAAUUAGAGGUGGCUGGGAAAGAAAAAGCGACUGAGGUUGAGCAAAACCUUUGUCACUGGAUAAUACAGUGUCUCACUGCCAUGAAAGACUUCAUUUAGCUGGAUUCUUCCAGCCAGUAUUUGCUGCAUUUCUCACUGUUCUGUUGAAUCUGACAGAGUUUGUAAACCAAUCACAGGGUGUGUUAUGCUACCAUUGUGUAAAGUAAAAGAUCGGGCAGCAUUAGAGCAUGAAAAUCUUGGAAACCCUUGGAAAAUCCUAUUUGAGCACUUUAAACCCCUAUGAAACAGUAUUUUGUUCUGAUUGUAUGAUGUAAAAUGAUUGUGUUUUGGAACCCAGCGUACAAUAAGGCCAAUCAUUAUAGAGCUAAUGUUGUAUUUCAGUGUUUCAAAAUACCUCUCAUGGAAGUAUAAAGUGUAUUUCAUUGUCAUUUAUUUAUCUCGUGCUGAAAUGUACUCAGUGGAGCCGUCGGUAGUCUUCAUGCUUUAGAUGCAGUAUGUGGGCAGUGUUUCCUAACACACAUCUGACCUUCUCAUGACUCCAUUGUGAUGUAGGCAUGUUGUAGACAUCAGUGUAAACUCUGGAUAAAGUAGGAAGAUGUGUUCUGGUCUCUAAUGUUCAGCAGUGAAUUGUGAAUAAGAUAAUAAAUCUAUAAUUCUACUGUA
Molecule: messenger RNA, 6103 nt
Organism: Acanthochromis polyacanthus (spiny chromis)
Lineage: Eukaryota; Metazoa; Chordata; Actinopteri; Pomacentridae
Gene: pth1r
Product: parathyroid hormone 1 receptor
Exons: 13
Coding region: 1052-2662 (536 amino acids)
Biological process (GO): adenylate cyclase-activating G protein-coupled receptor signaling pathway; intracellular calcium ion homeostasis; cell surface receptor signaling pathway
Cellular component (GO): plasma membrane
Molecular function (GO): parathyroid hormone receptor activity; G protein-coupled peptide receptor activity; peptide hormone binding
Source: RefSeq, a predicted model, not a curated record